Grus americana (Whooping crane) is the source of this 6248-nucleotide messenger RNA. RefSeq names its product choline dehydrogenase (gene CHDH). Lineage: Eukaryota; Metazoa; Chordata; Aves; Gruiformes; Gruidae. The transcript has 9 exons. The coding region runs from base 772 to 2592 and encodes 606 amino acids. Gene Ontology annotation, molecular function: choline dehydrogenase activity; flavin adenine dinucleotide binding. The record is from RefSeq and is a predicted model, not a curated record. Gene Ontology annotation, cellular component: mitochondrial inner membrane.
GCCUCCCGCCCUCUGGCUCCGCGCCCUCCCGCCGGCGGCCCCAGCGCCUCUCCGGCACCACCGCCGUCCUUCCUCCACGCUGGGGAGCUGCGGAGGGGAGAGCCGCCGGGGCUUCCCACGCAGGGCGUGUGAGUGAGUGGGGCCGCAGCCGGUGGGCUGAGGAGCCUCUGAGGGGGAGUUCCUGGGAGCCGGAGGAGGAGUGAGGAGGAACGGCCGGGGGAGGGCGGGGAAAGGGAGUGAGGCCGCGGCGGGACAGGAGCGGGCGGUGGCUGCCGACGCUCUCUGCUCCACAGCCGGUGGCAGCCCCACGCACGCAAGCGGCUCUGAGGGAGGCAGAGGCCUCCCCGGCCGGGAAGGAGAGAGUCGCGGGCCGUGCGUGCCCCGUCCUGCGGAGGGGACCGGGACAAGCCCUCUUCCUCGGGGCGGCUGGGCGGGAGCCGGCCCCGGCCCCCGGCCUUUGUGUGAAGCAGGAGCCGUUGCAGGCGCCCGGGGAGCAGGAUCGCGGGCAGCCCGCGGACCUGCCGGAGUUCACAGCAGCCUGACGGCCUCGGCCGGCAGAUACGUUUGUUCAUAAAAGAGCGAAUGGUGAGGUCUGCUCACUGAUUCCUGAGGAACAUCUUACUACACGUUCAUAAAGAGGUCAUGAUAUGUGAGAAAUGAGAUAAAGACGUGCAGUAAUAUCCAGUAAGGACCAAAAGACAACAUUUUGUUGGUGGAUAAAACACUGGAUUUUUGUUAGAAAUUUCUGCAAGAGUGAUACUAUCAGUAAAGAUGUCAUACUUAACAAAAGGAGUUAAAUGUUGCAGUCCUGUGAAUCAGAUGCACAAAGUAGCAGGAACUCUGUUUAAAGCACACAUACUGGGCAUCAACAAACAAUUCAAAAUUUCACGUACAUCAUCUCAACUUAGAUCUGAAAAGGCAAACUCUUAUAAUUAUGUUAUUGUUGGAGCUGGCUCAGCAGGGUGUGUAUUGGCCAACAGGUUGACUGAAGACCCUCUCAGUACUGUACUACUUUUGGAAGCAGGCCCUAAAGAUACUCUUCUAGGUAGUAAAAGACUGAUGUGGAAGAUUCAUAUGCCUGCUGCAUUAACAUACAACCUCUGUGAUGAGAAAUAUAAUUGGUAUUACCACACAACAUCGCAAAAACAUAUGGAUAACCGAAUUAUGUACUGGCCUCGUGGAAGAGUGUGGGGUGGCUCCUCUUCUCUCAAUGCUAUGGUAUACAUUCGGGGGCAUGCAGAAGAUUAUAAUCGAUGGAGCAGGGAAGGGGCUGUAGGAUGGGACUAUGAACAUUGCUUGCCCUAUUUCAAGAAGGCACAGACACAUGAACUGGGGCCAGAUCAGUACAGAGGUGGAAAUGGACCUCUGUAUGUGUCAAGAGGGAAAACAAACCAUCCUCUUCAUCAUGCAUUCCUGGAGGCAACCCAGCAAGCUGGGUAUCCCUUCACAGAUGAUAUGAAUGGCUAUCAGCAAGAAGGAUUUGGCUGGAUGGACAUGACUAUACACCAAGGUCAAAGAUGGAGCACAGCUAGUGCUUACCUUCGCUCAGCCAUAUCGCGUCCAAAUUUGUCAGUUGCAGAGAAGACACUUGUAACAAAAAUCCUGUUUCAAGGAACAAAAUCCAUUGGUGUUGAGUAUGUGAAAAACGGGCAACGGAAAAAGGCUUUUGCCAGUAAAGAAGUUAUUUUAAGUGGAGGUGCCAUAAAUUCUCCACAGCUGCUUAUGUUGUCUGGGAUUGGCAAUGCAGAUGAUCUAAAAAAACUGGGGAUCCCUGUUGUUUGCCAUCUUCCUGGAGUAGGCCAGAACCUUCAAGAUCAUUUAGAAGUGUACGUCCAGCAAAAGUGCACCAAACCCAUUACUCUAUAUAACGCACAAAAGCCAGUUAACAUGAUGAGGAUUGGUCUAGAAUGGCUUUGGAAGUUUACAGGUGAGGGGGCCACUGCCCACUUAGAAUCUGGUGGUUUUAUCCGAAGUGAACCAGGGGUUCCUCACCCCGACAUUCAGUUCCACUUUCUCCCUUCUCAGGUGAUUGAUCAUGGUCGGGUUGCUUCCACAAUGGAAGCUUACCAGGUCCAUGUGGGACCCAUGAGGAGCACGAGUGUGGGCUGGCUAAAGCUGAAGAGUAUAGACCCAAAUGACCAUCCUAUCAUUGAGCCUAACUACAUGUCAACAGAAAGAGAUAUUUGGGAAUUUCGCCAGUGUGUCAAGUUGACCAGAGAGAUCUUUGCUCAGAAAGCUUUUGAAAAAUUUCGCGGGCCUGAAAUUCAACCAGGAAACCAUGUUCAGUCUGACAAAGAAAUAGAUGCUUUCAUAAGGCAGAAGGCUGAUAGUGCUUAUCAUCCUUCCUGCACCUGUAAAAUGGGUCAGCUUUCAGAUACCACUGCUGUGGUUGAUCCCCAAACAAAAGUAAUUGGCGUUGAAAACUUGAGAGUAGUAGAUGCUUCAAUAAUGCCCAGUGUGGUCAGUGGGAAUUUGAAUGCCCCAACUAUUAUGAUAGCAGAGAAAGCUGCAGAUAUAAUUAAGGGCCUCCCAUCACUUCAGGAAAAAAAUGUUCCUGUAUAUAAGCCCAAGACCUUGGAAACACAGAGAUAAACAAAUGUACUCACCCUUUCACAUCUUUUGCUACUUAGGUUUUUCAUCAGCACGUUGGUAUCUCAUACUGAACAUGCCAGCAAAAUAAAUACCAUGCAAAACAACAUAUCCUAUUAAAAUAACUAUUAAUUUGAGCCAUUCUCUUAUAUUAGACAACCUAUUCAUUUUUUUUAAUUGUUUGGCUUAAGCUGCUUUCAGUAGUUAAAUGUGACCUUUUGUGGUACAGUUCAAAUUUUUUGUUGAAGAGAAGCUAUUUCUAAAUAACAGGACAGUUGCACACAUAAAGCAGAAAUACUGUGCAAUUGCAUGAGGAACGGAAGAAAUGAAUGUGCACUAUUUUGAAAAUCAUUAUGGUAUGCCUUGUUAUUUAAAGGAUAGAUUUUAACUGCUAUGAGAAUGUUACCCAGGAUAACAGCUAGUCAGUAAUCCCCACAUCCUGCAAAGACUGGUUAAGUAAAUGCAAGCAUUUAUACAAUUUCAUAUUCACAGGCCAAAGUAGUACGUACCAGAAUUCAUAGGAAAGAGAGGAACCUGCAUGUGUUCAGAAUUUGUUAAAUGUGAUUUUUGUAUGAGAGGAAUGCAGUUUACAAAUCCUCAUGGAAAGUUAGAAUUCACCGUACAUAGCAAUCCUAACUGUAUAGUAUUCAGAAAGAAGACAUAUAUUUUAUUUAUCAGAAACUUAUUUUUCUAAUAAAUGCAGAACAAGAGCUGAUAUUUUUAAAAUAUACUGGAAAACUGGAAUUUCUCCUUGUUUUUCUCGCAAGGAGCUUAGUAGAAUUCAGUUCAUAAUUUAAGCUGAUUUAGUUGCACCACUUUAUCACUUAGUUCAGUAAGAGGUCUGCAUUUCCUAUAAUGUCCUUAAAGUUACUGGUCUUUGCUCUAAGAUGAGUGUUUGCAAAAGAUAUUUCUCAGCAAAUAUUCUGAAUGGUGCCUUACUAUCCUUUAAAUUUUAUUUUAAAAAAUAUAGCCAAGGUAGAUUUAAAAUGAAGGGUUACUCAGAAUAACUGCAUAAGGGCAGAUAUUGAUGAUACAGGAAGAGAUCUGUUUAAAUUAGAAGGCAAGUAACCUAUUCAGUGAAUCAAUACCGUAUUUUAGUUAGGGCUUAAAUCUUUGUUUUACUAUCUUCAGAUGUGUAAAGCAAGAUACAUGAUCUUUCAUGGCUCUUUUCUGUGUCAGUCACUUUCAGGUACUGAUUGUUUUGAAACAAAUCAGAACAAACUACUUAAAGAAAAUGAACUAAUUGAAUUAAAUUUAACCCACUGAGUUGUUUGGAUUUAUUAAGUAUUCUGAAAUAACUUCUUACUAAGCAGCUGUCAAAUUAUAAAGUAAAAGCUUCUGCAGCUUAAGAUUGCUCAGGACUUGUGGUAAACAAAAUAAACUUUUUUUUUGCAGAAAAAAUGGAAUUUUACACCAUUUGAGCAAAUUGUAAAAAAAAACUUGCUGACUCAGAUGUUGGCUAGAGAGACAACUGCAGAUGUUUAAGGCAGAUACUUCUACCUGGUGCUGCUUGCUGUAAGGCAGUGGUUGGAAGCCCUGCUGCUAACUGAGGGAAAGGACUUAAUUCAUUAGAGUAUCUGCAUAAAGAGUAAACAAACAUACUGAAGAUGGAAGAUGAUAGCAGUGAACUCUGCUCCAAAAGGAGACAGGUAAACCCUUUCUAUAUAUGUGAUGCAUUCUUUUGGAAUGAGGAGAAAAGCAAGAAUAUUUUAAGUCAUAGGUGAUUUAUUAGCUGUGUUAAUAAGACAAUUUCAUCUGAUGCAACUGUGUGUUUGGGGAAAGCAUGAACUCUGUAUAGUGUACCUUUUUAUGGCAAAUCAUUUUUAUUCAGCACCUGUGCUUUUGAGAUUAUCAUUUAAAGGUAUUCAGUAGAUAUCUUAGUGUCAUUUGGAAUACAAAGUAUUAGGAUACUCAGAGUAAUAUAUACUGGUGAGACUUACCACAGUCCUGUGCAGCUGAGAGGAGAAGCAAUUUGGAAGGAUGGAAUACUGAAGUUCCUGCAUUUGCAGAUUUACAAGGUGGGUUUCCACUCUAGGCAUGCAAGAUGGGAAUUGUUAUUAUGCAACUGCAGAGGAUUAACUAGCCACUGUCUUACAUAACUUAUUACUGAACACGCACAGAACUAUCCUCUGCCAUUAUGUCGAGCUCUGAAAGGUGAUGAAAUAGCAAGGUUAGAUAUACAUGCCAAACUGCAUGUGUGUCUUCUGUUCAGGUACAUAUUGCUGCAUUGUGCAACCAGAGAAGCAGGCAUUUCUUCUGAAACAUCAUCAGCUUUUCUGGCAGUUCUAAACAUCCAUAGAGAGCUUGCAAAUUUCUCCCUUUCUAAACACUUCAAUAUUUUCAUUGCUGUGAACCACAAUUACUUUAUUAAUUUAGGCCUCACUGCUACAGGAUGUAGAGGCUCCUUCAUCACGUUCCUUUGAUGCAGUGCUAAAGAAAUGGCUCAGGUAGUUGAAAGUUUUGUUGACCUAGGGAAAUCUUUAGGUAGCAUCAAGCUACCAUUAGUUUUUCCUGCAUUGUAUCUGGUUGCUGAUAUUGAAUUCCUGUUAAAAUUGUUCUUACUUCUAGCAGAGUCAAGUCUCCUAAGGGAUACUUAGAAAGGUACAAGAUAUUCUAACAUGCUCUAGCACCAGCAGUCUGCUAGCUAAAAUUAACCAUCUUCUACACCUUAUUGGAUUGCAGAGCACAGGCUGCUAAUUCGAGUUUUACUUAUUUAACAAAAUAAUACAGUGUAUAAUUGAAUAUUAUUCCCAGUUCUACCCAGAUAUAAAUUUUUCUGUCAAUGUGCAGAUGAUACUACAUUAUAUAUUCAAAACCAGUUAAUUAUAAAAGCUGUUUGAUAUAGUAAUUUGGAAGUUACUAGACCUGCCAGCACGGCUUGAACCUGCAACAUGCUGUGAGUGAGAAUACCAGCAUUUCCAUGGUAAAACUUGCUGCAGAUGCUGCUGACACAGUUGGAGGUCUCUGGCUGGGGAUAGUGAGAUUAAGAAAGAAGAGUGACCAAAAAUGUUUCUUUUCUACACAUACUUCAAUUCAAGUUGCUUUAGUAUGAGAAGUGCUUUUAACAGCAGCAGCAAAUAGCAGUAUUUGUAAAACUGCAUUUUAUUUAUGUAAGGCCAUUCAAGGUUUUGUACACCAGAACUUUUGAUGUUUCUACAGCUUAAAAUCCUUUUUCAAUUAGUCUGCAACCAAAUGAGGCAGCUACAUAAACACUGGCAAACUGGAAAGUAGGCUUGGAACAUGCAUUUUCUAUAAAAUAAAUUUUGAGGAAUAAUAAAAGCAUGAAGAGUUACUGAAGAGAGAACACAAACACAUCUUAUUACAGUAUUAUAAUUUUUAGUCUCUAUUCUUCUGUCAUCCAAGCUCCAUAAAAAGACACUGUUCAAAUAUGAAUAUAUAUUUGCUUUUUCAGUUAAUUUACUUCACUGUAAAAGAACUAGCAAUGUUUGAUUUUUUACUAAUGUUUUCUGUCAUUAUAUACAUGUAUGAACAAAUCUGGAAACUCAUGAAAGAUGCUUUAAUUCUUGAGAUUACUCAAUAUGGAAAAACUAGAAGUUACUACUAUGAUUGGCAGUAUUUUAAGGGUGCCAAUUACCAUGUAAUUGUGCCUAUAUUGAUUACUUUUUUCCGUAUACUUCUGUAAUAAAAUUGAACAGGUA